Messenger RNA from Eublepharis macularius, 1053 nucleotides. Its product is annotated as olfactory receptor 1020-like. The coding region runs from base 1 to 1053 and encodes 350 amino acids. Gene Ontology annotation, molecular function: olfactory receptor activity; odorant binding; G protein-coupled receptor activity. The record is from RefSeq and is a predicted model, not a curated record. Gene Ontology annotation, biological process: sensory perception of smell; G protein-coupled receptor signaling pathway. The transcript has 2 exons. NCBI's taxonomy places the organism in Eukaryota, Metazoa, Chordata, Lepidosauria, Squamata, Eublepharidae. Gene Ontology annotation, cellular component: membrane.
AUGGCUGAGGGAAACUCUACCACUGUAACUGAAUUCUUUCUCUUGGGACUAUGUGAUAGGCCAGAGCUCAAAGGUAUUCUAUUUGUGGUGUUUCUGGCCAUGUACUUGCUUACAGUGAUAGGGAACCUGGGCAUGAUCACAUUAAUCAGGGUUGAUCAGCGACUGCACACUCCUAUGUAUUUCUUCCUCAGCCACUUGGCUUUCCUGGACUUCUCCUAUUCUUCUUCCAUCUCCCCCAAGACAAUGAUAAACCUGUUAGCUGAGAGUAAAGGAAUCUCAUUCGCAGGCUGUGCUGCUCAGAUGUAUAGCUUCAUUGCAUUUGGCACUACUGAAUGCUUUCUUCUGGCUGUGAUGGCAUAUGAUCGGUAUGUGGCCAUUUGUAAUCCUUUGCUCUAUACUGUCAUCAUGUCCCGGCGGCUUUGCCUACAGCUCCUUAUUGGUUCUUACAUUUGUGGCUUUGUGAUUUCAAUGAUACAUACAAGCAGUACUUUCCAGCUGUCAUUCUGUCACUCCAAUGUCAUCGAUCAUUUCUUCUGUGAUGUGAUUCCCCUGCUCAACAUCUCCUGCACUGACACCAAAGUGAAUGAGAUAAUUUUAUUUACCUUUUGUAUAUUUAAUGGGAUCUUUAUUACCUUGGAAAUAUGUAUUUCUUAUAUCUACAUUGUCUCUGCCAUUUUGAAAAUCCGCUCUUCUGAGGGCAGGAGCAAAGCCUUCUCCACCUGUGCUUCUCACCUUACAGUUGUUGUAAUGUUCUUUGGGACAGCUGUUUUCAUGUACAUGCGCCCCAGCUCAAACUCCUCACCAGAUGAGGACAGGGUUGUAUCUGUGUUUUACACAGUAGUGAAUCCUAUGUUGAAUCCUUUAAUAUAUAGCCUGAGGAACAAGGAGGUUAAGGAUGCCUUAAGGAGGCUGUUUUCCAAGCUCAGUUUCUUCCCUUUCCCUCCCUACUCCUGGUCUCCUCAAAAUCCAAAAACACUUCCAAAAUCCCAGGAGAUAAAUUUUUGCUACUUCCAGAAUUUCAGGAGUGUUUGGGGUUAUUUCAGAUAUGCUUGA